This is a messenger RNA of Ziziphus jujuba (common jujube), 7453 nucleotides long. RefSeq lists its product as uncharacterized. The transcript has 21 exons. The record is from RefSeq and is a predicted model, not a curated record. Bases 189 to 7223 code for a protein of 2344 amino acids. Lineage: Eukaryota; Viridiplantae; Streptophyta; Magnoliopsida; Rosales; Rhamnaceae. Gene Ontology annotation, molecular function: helicase activity.
GAAAUCCAGUCCUGUGAAUUAAUUUAAUUAAUCAAAUGAAUGGAGGGACUUUCUGCUUUCCACAUUCUCUGUCCCCGUGUGUGUGUCCUGUGAAUAAUUUUCCCUCCAUCGCCCACCGAAACAGUUAAAGAGGGUGUGGGAAAAACCCUAAAAAACUUUGUGAGGGUUUUUGGAAUUUAGGAUUCAAAAUGGAGAAUAAGCUUGCUACGACGAGAAGAGAACUAUUGGACCGUUGGAGAGGCAUUGAGGAAGAAGAAGAAGAAGACAAUGACGAUGAUCACAUUGAUCCCUCCAGACGACGCCGUCUUCACCACUACAAGGAACAAUGGUUUGCGGAAGCAUUUAGUUUUUUGAUUUCAUUGCCCAAGGAAAAUCACAUAUGGUGUGGCUCCUGGGAUAUAAUGGGGCCCCUUUUGGAGACGUUCUACAAUUAUUUUAAAGAUGAGCAUCCUGAUUCUCCUCUCAAACGGUUGUGGCGGAGGAUCUCUGAGGAAUUGCGACACUGCAUUCAAUGCGUUUCUCAGCACCAUCAAGCCCAAGAAUUGUACAACGUGGAGUAUGAGUUGAGUUCUAUUGGUCCCCUUCUUGAUGUUUUGCGAAGUCUUGAUGAGGAAAGGGUGACCCUACACUUGAGAGAGAUAAAUGCUACAUUAGCACGUCAAGAGUAUGAUCCAGCCCGUAAUAAUGCUGAAGUUGUUAGUGUCAUGUAUGAGGUUUUGAUGUUCCCAAUCCUGUUAGAUGAUCAAUCAUUGUUCACCGAGUUUGAAAACUUUAUUGAAGCAGUUGAUGACAUGCAUGAGCUGGCUUUGGGUGGACAGCAACAGUUUCCGGGUGUUUAUGCGUUAUUUUUCUUCAAAAGAAGAGUGCGCUCUGUUGGUCAUCGUUUGGCUGGAUGUAUGGGAAAGUUGAGGAGAGCAAUAGACUUGGAACCUUUACAGCCUUUGAUUAAGAAAUUCAUUGGCUUUUUGGAGGCAGAAGUUUUGCCUUCUACUUUCAAGACUUCAAGGCCUAGAGCUGAGCUGGACCGUGUAUCAAUUUGGCUUGGAAUCAAAUCCCUGCUUGGUUUCUUAGAACCACCAGCUUUUGAAGAAGGGAUAUUAGAGCGGUAUCCUAUUUUUCUUGAUAUUGUUCUUAACCAUAUUAGUGGCGAUUCAGUAGACUUCUCCCAUGCAGUUACUUGCUUGAGAUUACUUUUUGAAAUGCUUGGUUGUAAGGUUUGGUUGAGGUCAACUUUGUCUCCAAGCGUGAUGCGUAAUACACUUUUGGGCCAGUGUUUUCAUACUCGAAAUGAGAAAAGCCAUAAAGAUAUUUUUGAUCUUUUUCAGCCUUUUCUGCAGUCUCUUGAAGCUUUGCAAGAUGGGGAACAUGAAAAGCAACGUAGGCAUUUUCUCUAUUUUCUGCUUCAUCAAGUAUCUGUGAGUGGUAACUUUAGUGUUUUAACCAGGCAAAAGGCUCGUCAGAUAGCCCUUCUUAUUGUACACCGAGGAUACGCAAUGAACCCGCCAUGCCCCCCAUUUGAGUGUGCACACAUGUGGGGUCCUUCUCUUGUGUUAUCACUGAAGGAUUCUUCACUUCACAAUUCUCUAAGACAACCUGCCUUCGAUCUCAUACAAACUAUCAUGGUGUCUGAUGCUGCUUGCUUAGCAAGUUCAAUACUGAGUUGCUGCCCGCCACUGAGUAUCGAAAGAAGGAUGUCUUCUGAGUUGAACUGUGAUGAAGAUGAUGAAGAUAAUGGCAGGCCGCCUUCAUUUGCUGUUGAUGCUGAAGAAAAGGAUGAUAGUUGUUGGAAAGACUUUAGCAAACAGAGUAAAAUUACAUCUCUGGAAUUCAGGGAGUGGAUGUGCAUUCCAAUGUUAUGGAUUGAUGUCCUAAUUGACAUCAAUCCUUCAGUCCUUCCAAUAUCAUUUUCAAAGGCUGUUUUUUGGGCCCGGACUCGUUUUUCUAUGGUAGACCCUGAAAGUAGUUCAGAAAUGGCAAUCCCGGUGAGAACUUGGCUUUCAUCCUCUGCCACAGACAUCUCUACAACCUUUGGCUGGAAGGUUCCGACUGGUUCAGAUGAUGGUGGAGAUGGGAAGGAGUCAAAAAACUCAAUAAAAGUGUCAACGAUGUCUCUUCCUCUAAUAAGAACAUUCAACAGUUAUGCUGGUGAGAUGCAUUGCAGGUUAACUGCAUAUUUUAUAGUUCAAGUGGGCCAGGGGGAACUUCGUAAGCAGUGGACUUGGGAACCAAGGAUGGGUGAAAGCUUGAUCCUUUCCCUUUUGGAUCCUAAUGAUACUGUGAGGCAGUUUGGAAAGUGUAUCUUGGAACAGGUUUCUAACACCAGGGGUCUUGCUUGUGGUUUGAAGUUUCUUUGUUCUUAUGGAUCUUCGCUGUUCGCUAUUUUGUUGGGCUUGAGACAUGCUGUGAGACUGGUCCAGCUAGAUACUGUUCUAUCGAAGUUUCAGACAUUACAUCAUUUUUUCUUUAUUCUUCGCAAAUUGCUUAUGGAAGAGGAUUUGCCUACUUCAGUGCCUGAUGAAUCAUCUGAUCACUUAAGUACUUCAAAAUUCUCUUCUGAAGGUGGAUUUCUGAGGCAGCCUGUCUUUGAUUCUUUGACUGCAAAUAUCAAUCGACAUUCUGCAGAUGUCGACUUAAAAUUACACAAGAAAUUCUGUUACAUACUAUCAGAAACUGCCUGGCCUUCUAUUCGGAGGUGCUUGAUAGAAGGGAAGGCAUUUAUUGAUUACAAUAUUAGUCAGAUGACUUGUGUCCGCCUACUCGAGAUUCUGCCUGCUGUCUUUGAAAGGCUUUAUCCUUUGUUUAUUAAACAGCAUGGUUUUUCUGGUAUAGUGAAAAGUGCCUGUGACUUCUCCUGGCUUCAUGAUCUUGUGGAUUGGGGGAAAUCAUCACUCAAAGUUGUAGUUGUAUAUUGGAAACGAACUUUUACGGCUUUGCUGAAGUUGCUUAAAGAAUCUUGUAGUAGUAAUGCUGCAUCUACAAUCAUGACUAUUGAAAAUCUUAUCUCAUGUGAUGGUUUUUCCUUGGAUCAAUUGAUGGAACAAGUAUCAUGCCUUGCUGUUAGUUUAUCUAAAGAAGCUUCUAAUAUUGGAAAGAACAAUUUCAGUUCAAAAACUUUAUUUCCUGGAGGCUUGAAGAAUUCGGUUUCAGAUGUGCAGCCUUUGUCCAUUGAAGAUUUAAAUGUUGAAAUCCUAGAUCCAGCUACAAUGGAUGACAAAAAGGACAGAGAAAAUUUGAUUGUUCUUUCUGAUGACGAAAAAGAACAAAUGGAUACUCCUAGUGAGUUCAUUUUAUCUGAUAAGACUAGUCAGUGCAUGUUAGAUGUUGAAACAGUGGCUUCCGGUGUUGAUGAUGUCACUUUACUUCCGGACUAUGUGAAGAAGAAAGUUCAUGGCACUGACACUUCAAAGGAUAUCUUGGAGGCUUUCAAGAGAAGAGAUGCUAAAAGUGGUUCUGGCUUUACUUCUCGGAAGGAGGACAAUGAUAACUCAAGAGGCAAAUCACCAUCUAUUGCUCCCUCUGUACCAGAAGGUGUAAGAAGCAAACAAAAAGAAAUUAGUCCUAAAUCAAUAAGUGGUUCCUUCAGAUCCCAGGCUAGUUUGAAAAUCUUAUCCAAUGAAGCUGUUAGUAUAAAAAAAAUGAAUAAACCUCGUGACAACGCGAUUUGGAAAGCAGGUGAAGCCAUGUUGAGAAAGAUAGUAUGUGAUGCUGAAGACGAUCCUUUGGAGGCUGCCCUUGAUUCUGUUGGACAAAAGCCACCACAGAUGGCAAAGCCGAGCAUUUCUGUUCCAAAACGACAACUUAUUCAGCUCAAAACACCUAUUGAAAACAGAUUUGGCCAUCUUCAGAGGCUGGAGGCUCGAGCAAAAAGGUUCAAGCCCCCGAAGCUUGAUGCAUGGUACAGACCUAUCUUAGAAAUAGAUUACUUUGCAACAGUUGGAUUAUCAGCUGCUAGUGAAGAUGAUAGUCGGAUAGUUUGCAAAUUGAAGGAGGUUCCUGUGUCUUUUCAAUCGCCUGAGCAGUAUAUAGAGAUUUUCCGGCCAUUGGUUUUGGAGGAGUUUAAAGCACAGUUGCAGAAUUCUUUCCUAGAAAUGUCUUCAUUGGAAGAUAUGUAUUUUGGUUGCUUGUCUGUGCUUUCUGUUGAAAGAAUUGAUGAUUUUCAUCUUGUUCGCUUUGCCCAAGAUGACAAGGACUCUACAUCAUCAAGAAGCUUUUCAGAAAACGACCUUGUUUUGCUUACAAAAGAGCCCCUGCAAAGACCCUCUCAUGAUGUUCAUAUGGUUGGGAAGGUGGAGAAGAGAGAGAGAGAUCAUAAGAGAAGGUUAAGUAUACUACUCAUUAGGUUCUAUCUUCAGAAUGGUACUUCACGUUUAAAUCUAGCAAGAAGGAAUCUCCUUGAACGUAGUAAAUGGCAUGCAAGUCAGAUUAUGAGCAUUACACCUCAAGUUCGAGAAUUUCAGGCAUUGUCAUCGAUAAAGGACAUCCCCUUGUUUCCCAUUAUUUUGAAGCCUGACAAUGAUUCUUGUGGUCGUAAUGAAUACAAGGAACUAGAUCUGAGUAAGCUGGCUCAACCCUUGCAGAAAAUACUGAAGUCAUCCUUUAAUGAUAGUCAACUUCAGGCUAUUAGUAUUGCCAUCGGACCACGUAAUUCAAAUAAGACAUUUGACUUGUCUCUUAUCCAGGGUCCUCCAGGUACUGGUAAGACACGAACCAUUCUGGCCAUUGCUAGUGGUUUGCUUGCUUCCCAGAAGACAAAUCAUGCAAGAAAUCCUAUUGAUGGCAGUGGGAAACAAAAUCGUACUUCAGUUCUCAAGAUUAGCCAGACUGCUGCCAUUGCAAGGGCAUGGCAGGAUGCAGCCUUGGCUAGACAACUGAAUGAGGAUGUACAAAAUCAUCCAAAGUCUAUGGAGAAUACUGCAAGAGGAAGGAUCCUCAUCUGUGCUCAGUCCAAUGCUGCUGUUGAUGAAUUGGUAUCUAGAAUAUCUAGCCAUGGCCUUCAUGGCAGUGAUGGGAAGAUGUAUAAGCCAUAUCUUGUAAGGGUUGGAAACGUGAAGACAGUUCAUUCAAAUUCACUGCCAUUUUUUAUCGAUACUCUUGUUGAUCAACGUUUGGCAGAUGAGAAGACUAAACUGAAUGAUGGAAAGAAUGAUUUGAGUGUAAACUCUUCAGUGGAAUUGCGUUCUAAUCUUGAAAAGCUAGUUGAUCGAAUUAGGUUCUAUGAAGCAAAACGUGCUAAUUUAAGUGAUGGAAAUUCUGACCUUAAGAAGUCUUUGGAAGAUGAUAGUCUUAAGGGAGAUAAUGUGAAGGAAAUGUCUGAUGCAGAAAUAGGCUUAAAGCUGAGAAAGCUUUAUGAGCAAAAGAGACAAAUUUAUAAGGAUCUUAGCAGUGUUCAGGCACUGGAGAAGAAGACUAAUGAAGAAAUCAAAGGACUUAAAUAUAAGCUUCGGAAAUCUAUACUAAGAGAAGCUGAAAUUGUGGUAGCUACUUUAAGUGGCUGUGGCGGCGACCUCUACGGAGUCUGUUCUGAAUCUAUGUCAAAUCAUAAGUUUGGUAGCCCAUCUGAGCAUAUUCUUUUUGAUGCUGUUGUGAUUGAUGAAGCUGCUCAAGCUCUGGAACCUGCAACUCUGAUCCCACUCCAGCUUUUAAAGUCGAGUGGUACCAAAUGCAUCAUGGUGGGUGAUCCAAAGCAGCUUCCUGCAACAGUACUCUCGAAUGUUGCAAGUAGAUACUUCUAUGAAUGCAGCAUGUUUGAACGCCUACAAAGGGCUGGUCACCCUGUUGUUAUGCUAACCAAACAGUAUAGGAUGCACCCUGAAAUAUGUCGGUUUCCUUCUUUGCAUUUUUAUGAGAGGAAGUUGCUAAAUGGUGACCAAAUGUCUAGCAAAUCAGCCCCAUUUCAUGAGACUGAGGGCCUUGGACCCUAUGUUUUUUAUGAUAUCAUUGAUGGCCAGGAGCGUCGUGGUAAGAAUUCUGGUUCACUAUCCCUUUAUAAUGAGCAUGAAGCUGAUGCUGCAGUUGAAGUACUCAAGUUUUUUAAGAAGAGGCAUCCAUCUGAAUUUGUUGGCGGAAGAAUUGGCAUCAUUACUCCAUAUAAGAGUCAAUUGUCUCUCUUGCGGUCUCGUUUUUCUAGUGCAUUUGGAUCUUCUGUCAUAGAUGAGAUGGAAUUUAACACUGUUGAUGGUUUUCAAGGUCGGGAGGUUGAUAUACUAAUACUUUCCACUGUAAGAGCAGCAGAAAGCUCUUUUGCCCCUGGGAUCAAGUCAAGCAAUAUUGGAUUUGUUGCUGAUGUAAGACGAAUGAAUGUUGCAUUGACAAGGGCCAAACUGUCACUUUGGAUUAUGGGAAAUUCGAGGACUUUGCAGACAAACCAAAACUGGGCUGCUCUCGUUCAGGAUGCUAAGGAGAGAAAACUGGUUAUAACAGUGAAAAUGCCAUAUGGGUCCAUGUUUAAAUCAGCUAACUGGAGAAACCCUGCUGCAGAAACUUCUGAAAAUUAUUCGACCAAGAAACGAACUGAGAGGAGUGAAAAUGAAGCUUCUGAUCAGAAAACAAAUAUUCAUCAUGUUUCUAAACGGAGACGUGAGGGGGAUGCAAAAGAUUUUUCAACAUCUAGAGAAGAUUGCAGGGUUAACAAAAGAAACGCCAGAGGUAAAGCAGAUUUGCUGGUGAAGGAUCUUCCAUCUGUAGUUGUAAAGGAUGGCAACAAAGGUUCCAAGGAGGGGACGUCUCUUGUGUCAGGGAAAAAUGUUACAGAAGGUAAAAUUAAAGGCAAGGAGAGCAGUGGUAGGAAAAUGAAAUUCGAGAAUUCUCCUAUGGAUACGAGAAAAAUUAAAGAAAAUUCAAGUAAAAAUAUGGAUAAUAUUGAGCAAGGAAUGGAUGAAAGUCAUAAAAGUUUGAGUUCAAAAGUUUCUAAAAGAAUGAAAGGUUCUUCUGGGGGUGAUGAUAGAAGCCACAGGAAUCUUGAAGUUUCAACUCCAUCUGCUGUAAGCAGCCUUGAGGAAAGAGAUUCAAGUGGUAAAGAAAGAGCCCAGAAUCAAGUUGGCACUUCCAAGGAUCUAAUUGCAAAAAGGAAACAGCAACGCGAGGCUGUCGAUGCUAUUCUUUACUCGGCUCUUAUUCCUUCAAAGAAAGCCGAUACUUCGGCAAAAUCAGUGCCUUCGAAAAAACCUCCUCCAUCAUCAACGGCAAGUGGCAAGAUGAAACCGCCCCAUAAAAGAAAAGAUUAAGCGUCAUGCUUUGCUGCUUUGUUUAGGUGAAGUAUCUUUUGGUAGUAUUGCAAAAAAGGGUGCCUAGUGGAAAUUUUGUUUUUGAUGUUUCCAUUUGUUCUUUACCGGAUUUAGAAGUUACAGGGAGCAUAGUUGAGGUAAUCAAAUCUUGUACAGGAAAUUCAGAAAUCCAAAUGCAUGUAAAAUAACGUACAUACAAAUUUAUGCAGAAGGUAAUGCAUUUACUAUCA